Messenger RNA from Drosophila persimilis, 2155 nucleotides. Its product is annotated as coiled-coil domain-containing protein 13. Lineage: Eukaryota; Metazoa; Arthropoda; Insecta; Diptera; Drosophilidae. The record is from RefSeq and is a predicted model, not a curated record. The transcript is spliced from 3 exons. Gene Ontology annotation, biological process: cytoplasmic microtubule organization; non-motile cilium assembly. Bases 95 to 2074 code for a protein of 659 amino acids. Gene Ontology annotation, cellular component: centriolar satellite.
GUCGCGUCGCCAACAAAAUUGAGAAUAUUCGUAACACGCCCGAGACACAGAGACAUAUUUAAGUUUAUAUAUUUUAUAUAAUAAGUUUUGCGCAAUGGACACGCUGCCCGAUACGGUGGCCCAGGAGCCACCCGGCAAGCUGCGUCGCCCGCGUGGCCCAACGGACUGCGCCGUGGUGGUCGCCACAACGCCCGUGAAGGCCAAAGUGCCCAAAACGGAAGGAUCAAAGAAAUUGAAGAAAAAACUAGAGCUGUUCGAGAGUGAGAAUCAGUCGCUGAACAAGGCUAUCAGUGACAAAAACAAGGAGAUUACGGCACUGAAGAGAUCCGUGGACUCGCUCAACGAUGUCCUCAAUUCGGUGCCCAUUGACGAGCUACGGUGCAACUCCUCGAUAGCCGGCACCAAGAUACUGGAACUGAGCAAGAAGAAUCGACAGAUGCGCGCCGAGUUGGAGCAGAUGAAGAAUCGGGUGGAGAAGAAGGACCAAAUGAUCGGAAAGUUGGAGCGGGAGCUCAAGGCCAGCGAGGAGAAGAUCCAUCACCACCAGGAGUUGCUCAAGAAGUGCAGCUCGGCGGAAGAACUGCAGGCGAAGAUGAAUGGCAUUCAGCAGAAGCUUUUCGAGUCGCGCAACAAGAACACAGAGCUGCAGAACCAACUGAAACUCGCCCAGAAGUGUCUUCAGCACGAGAUCGGCGAGAGCUGUAACAUCAACAUUCUGGCCAAUAAUCUCAAUCAGGCCAAUUGGCGCGGACGGGCCCAGCAGAUUCUCAAUCUGCAGCAGAAGGUGCAGGAGUUGCGGGCCCGCGUGGAGUACUACGAGGAACGGGUGUCCGAUCGCUCCGAAUAUGCGCCCAUUCCAGUGGGUUUGGAGCUGGAUAGUUCCUCUGGCUUUUCGCGGACCCCACGCACGGUCAAUGGCAGCGCUAGCGCCAGCAGUUUCAAUGUUGAUGCCCUCUGCGGUAGUGCUACCUUUGACCGCUUCACGCCUGGGGUACGCAAGAACGAGAUCCGGCACCAGGCCAAGGUGGAGGCAUUGGAGAAGAACAUCAUAGAGUUGCAGUCGCAGCUGGAGGAGCAGCGUAGCCGCACCCUGGCCCUCAAGGUGCGCAACAAGACGUUGAACGAGGAGGUGGUCAAGUACAAGAUGCGCUCCUCGGAGCUGGAGGAGCAGACCGACUACAAUGGCAUCAAUAUCAGCACCAUGGGCGAGAAACUCGACCGCCAGCGUUUCCAGUAUGAGACGCGUCUAGACGACAUGCGCUCAGAUCUGACACGCAUGACGGAGGAGAGGGACAAUGCCCGUCGACAGCUGGAGGAACUGAGUGGCAUGCAUCUGGAGCUGGAGACGACACUCAAGCAGAAGGACGUGGCUCUGACGAGUCUUCAGGAUAUGGUAAAGAAGCUGGAGAUGGAUUUGCGUGCAUUAUCCGGGGGAUUCCUGUUUUCAUGUCGCGAGUUUCGCAAGGAAGAAUUUGUGGGCAUUCUGGAUGCCCUGGAGGUGGAGAAGAAUCAGCUCAUGCUCCUCACCAAGAGCCUUAACGAGCGUAUCGCAGUGGAGCGUACCAAGAACGAGGGCAUCCAGGAGCAGAAUGCAAAGCUCAAGGCCCGCAUCAGCCGCAUGGAGGCGAAGAUCCGGGAAAUGGAGAAGGAGCUGGACGUCCAGUCCGAUAAGAAGAAGCGCACCCAGCGAAUGGCCGAGUAUGCCAGUUCGCUGAGUCGCUCUUCUCUUAACGGAUCCAUCGGGUCGUUCUCUUUCGACAACCAAUCCCUCUAUCAAUCGGCUAGCACCUUGAACAGCCUGAACAUCUCCACGGAACCCAAGACCGAGGAUCUGAAGAAUCAAUUGGAGCUCGCCCAAGAGAAGAUCGCCAUGUUGACGGAGAAACUUGAUUAUAUCACCGAGGAAAAGAUAUCAGAUGCCAAAUUAUUUGAGGAAACCAUGCAGAACUCCAAGACCAUCAUUCUGGAGACCAUUAUGAGUGCCCACGAGGGUACCAUCUCUGGUGGAGACGUUGGAGCACCCCAAAAGCUGAUGGCUGGCUUGUCUGAGUCCUCCACCAGCGAUAGCCUCUAAACGAGGAGACCUCCACAUGAUUUCUUUAAUUUGAUUGUUUAAAACUUUAGUUCUGUUUAUGGGAAAAUGAAAGAAAAUGUU